This is a messenger RNA of Lotus japonicus, 2701 nucleotides long. RefSeq names its product pyrophosphate-energized vacuolar membrane proton pump. The coding region runs from base 75 to 2378 and encodes 767 amino acids. The transcript is spliced from 8 exons. Gene Ontology annotation, molecular function: diphosphate hydrolysis-driven proton transmembrane transporter activity; inorganic diphosphate phosphatase activity. Lineage: Eukaryota; Viridiplantae; Streptophyta; Magnoliopsida; Fabales; Fabaceae. The record is from RefSeq and is a predicted model, not a curated record. Gene Ontology annotation, cellular component: membrane. Gene Ontology annotation, biological process: proton transmembrane transport.
UUCUCACACAUUCAUUCAUUCAUUCUCUCUCUUUCAAUCCCUUCUUCUUCUUCUUCUUCUUCUUCUUCACCACCAUGGGUGCAGUCCUUCUCCCAGAUCUCGGAACCGAGAUUUUAAUUCCCGUCUGCGCCGUCAUUGGAAUCGUCUUCGCUCUCUUCCAGUGGUUCCUCGUCUCCAAGGUUAAGAUCACCGCCGCCACCAGAGACGCCGCUUCCCCCGACGCCGCCGGUAAGAAUGGCUACAACGAUUACCUCAUCGAGGAAGAGGAAGGUAUCAACGACCAGAACGUUGUUCUCAAAUGCGCUGAAAUCCAGCAAGCUAUCUCUGAAGGAGCAACCUCUUUCCUUUUCACUGAGUACAAGUAUGUGGGUAUCUUCAUGGUCUUCUUUGCCAUUGUGAUAUUCCUUUUCCUUGGCUCCGUGGAAGGAUUCAGCACAAGCCACCAGCCUUGCAAAUAUGAUGAAACUAAGAUUUGCAAGCCAGCUCUUGCCACCGCCCUUUUCAGUACAAUUUCUUUCGUGCUUGGUGGCAUCACAUCAGUUGUUUCUGGUUUCCUUGGAAUGAAAAUUGCAACUUAUGCCAAUGCUAGAACCACCCUGGAGGCUAGAAAGGGUGUCGGGAAGGCUUUCAUUACAGCAUUUAGAUCAGGUGCUGUCAUGGGAUUUUUGCUUGCAGCCAAUGGCCUUUUGGUUCUUUACAUUACCAUCAACCUAUUCCAGAUUUACUACGGUGAGGACUGGGGUGGUCUUUUUGAGGCCAUCACUGGUUAUGGUCUUGGUGGGUCUUCUAUGGCUUUGUUUGGACGAGUUGCUGGAGGUAUCUAUACUAAGGCUGCUGAUGUUGGUGCUGAUCUUGUCGGCAAGGUAGAAAGAAACAUUCCUGAGGAUGACCCCAGAAAUCCAGCUGUGAUUGCUGAUAAUGUUGGUGACAAUGUUGGGGAUAUUGCUGGUAUGGGAUCUGAUCUUUUUGGUUCUUAUGCUGAGGCGUCAUGUGCUGCUCUUGUUGUUGCUUCCAUCUCUUCUUUUGGGAUUAAUCACGAGUUUACUGCCAUGCUGUACCCUCUCAUUGUCAGUUCUGUGGGUAUCGUUGUUUGUCUUAUAACCACCUUAUUUGCAACUGACAUUUUUGAGAUCAAGCUCGUAAAAGAAAUUGAGCCAGCAUUGAAAAAACAGCUCAUUAUUUCAACAGUGCUGAUGACUGUUGGGAUUGCAAUUGUUAGUUGGAUUGCACUCCCAUCUUCCUUCACUAUCUUCAAUUUUGGAGUGCAGAAAGAUGUCAAGAACUGGCAGCUAUUCUUGUGUGUUGCUGUUGGUCUUUGGGCAGGGCUUAUCAUUGGAUUUGUAACUGAGUACUAUACUAGCAAUGCAUACAGUCCUGUGCAAGAUGUUGCUGAUUCCUGCAGGACUGGUGCUGCUACCAAUGUUAUAUUUGGCCUUGCCUUGGGAUACAAGUCUGUUAUUAUUCCAAUUUUUGCUAUUGCAAUUAGUAUUUUUGUUAGUUUCAGCUUUGCCGCCAUGUACGGUAUCGCUGUUGCUGCACUUGGAAUGCUGAGUACCAUAGCCACCGGAUUGGCCAUUGAUGCAUAUGGUCCAAUCAGUGACAAUGCUGGAGGUAUUGCUGAGAUGGCUGGGAUGAGUCACAGAAUUCGAGAGAGAACUGAUGCCCUUGAUGCUGCAGGAAACACCACUGCUGCUAUUGGAAAGGGGUUUGCUAUUGGUUCUGCUGCCCUUGUGUCCCUGGCCCUCUUUGGUGCUUUUGUGAGCCGAGCUAAUAUCACAACAGUUGAUGUGCUGACUCCAAAGGUUUUCAUCGGUUUGAUCGUGGGUGCUAUGCUUCCUUACUGGUUCUCUGCCAUGACCAUGAAGAGUGUGGGAAAAGCCGCACUGAAGAUGGUUGAGGAGGUUCGCAGGCAAUUCAACACCAUUCCAGGGUUGAUGGAGGGAACUGCUAAGCCUGACUACGCCACAUGUGUUAAGAUCUCCACUGAUGCUUCUAUUAAAGAAAUGAUUCCACCCGGUGCUCUUGUCAUGCUCACACCCCUCAUCGUAGGAAUCUUUUUCGGUGUCGAAACACUUUCUGGUGUCCUCGCCGGAUCUCUGGUGUCUGGUGUACAGAUUGCUAUCUCUGCAUCCAACACUGGUGGUGCUUGGGAUAAUGCCAAGAAGUACAUUGAGGCUGGUGCUUCUGAACAUGCCAGAAGCCUUGGUCCUAAAGGCUCAGAUUGUCACAAAGCUGCUGUUAUUGGUGACACCAUUGGAGACCCUCUUAAGGAUACAUCUGGUCCCUCACUUAACAUCCUCAUCAAGCUAAUGGCUGUUGAGUCUCUCGUGUUCGCACCCUUCUUCGCUACCCAUGGUGGCUUACUCUUCAAGAUCUAAGAUUUGGCACAAAAGAGCAUGCCCCAUCAAUUUUCUAUAACUGCAGAACAAGGAAAAUCACCAUAUCUUUUCUGUGUUAGUCUUGACUCUUUCUGUGAUGCUGAUUCUAUUGGUUUUAGAAAUCUUCUCCCCCCACCCCGAAUCAAAGUAAUGUUUUGUCUCAUCUGUAGAGCUGAGAUUCUCAAUUACGAUGAAUCUGCAGAGAAAACUUCCUUCCUAGGUGAGGUUGGUUGAUGAUGACGAUCAUAUUUUAUUAUCUACAAUCUCUUCCUUGUGAACAUUUUCUUACUAUUGUUAUUAUUAUUAUGUUCAGAUGACCAAAA